AUGGAAGAGCCUCCCGAGAAGCUCCUCAGCUCUGAGGAGAGGAAAAAGGCACUGUAUCCCUUCCCUCUGACUCUACCUUCCACUUGCUCAGUAUUCUUGGUGUUUUUCUUCCAGUUGAAAGAAAAAUUAGAUUUUUUGAAAAAGGAAUACAGAAAGAAAUUGGCCCGCCUUGAGAUUGAAGUAGCAGAUCUUCCUGCUGGUGACAGCUUAAAGUCAAUCAACCUACAAUUGGUGUCACAGUUAAAGAAUCCCUCAGGUUCCUGUUCUGUGGAUGUGAGUGCCAUGUGGUGGGAACAAGCUGGUUUUAAAGAGCCAUGUAUCGUAACUGCUUGUGAAUAUGUAGUUUCUCUUUGGAAAACUCUGGACUCUUGGCAGUGGAAAAAAAUUUAUACCUGGCACUUCACAGAGGUUCCAGUAUUACAAAUAGUUCCAGUGCCUGAUGUUUGUAAUCUUGUGUGUAUAGCUUUGGGAAAUUUGGAAAUCAGAGAAAUCAGGACAUUGCUUUGUUCCUCUGAUGAUGAAAGUGAAAAGCAAGUACUACUGAAAUCUGGAAAUAUAAAAGCUGUGCUUGGCCUGACAGAAAGGAGGCUAGUCAGUAGCAGUGGGACCCUUUGUGAUCAGCAAGUAGAAAUCAUGACAUUCGCAGAAGAUGGAGGAAGCAAAGAAAAACAGUUUCUGAUGCCUGCUGAAGAGACUAUACUAACUUUUGCUGAGGUCCAAGGGAUGCAGGAAGCUCUGCUUGGUACUACUAUCAUGAACAACAUUGUUAUGUGGAAUUUAAAAACUGGUCAACUCCUGAAAAAGAUACACAUCGAUGAUUCUUACCAAACUUCAGUCUGUCACAAAGCCUAUUCUGAAAUGGGGCUCAUGUUUGUUGUUCUGAGUCAUCCUUGUGCCAAAGAGAGUGAUUCGUUGGGAAGCCCUGUGUUUCAGCUGAUUGCGAUGAACCCUAAGACGACCCUGAAUGUGGGUGUGACGCUGUGCUGUCUUCCUCAGGGGCAGGCUGGAAGGUUCCUGGAAGGUGAUGUGAAAGAUCAUCAUGCAGCAGCAGUUUUGACUUCUGGAACAAUUGCCAUCUGGGACUUACUUCUAGGUGAUUGUACUGCUCUCCUUCCACCUGUCUCUGACCAAAAUUGGUCUUUUGUUAAAUGGUCAGGUACAGAUUCUCAUUUGCUGGCUGGACAAAAAGAUGGAAAUAUAUUUGUAUACCGCUACUCAUAAGAGAUGAAAACAGUUUUCUGGAUAUAUUAGCCUCUUAGGUUUUUGUUGGAGUUGUAACUGUAAAGGAGAAUAUCUGAGUGACAUUUAAAAUAAUUACUUGUAUGUGUCCAAACAGACAUUUUUUAUUCUGAAGGUGGGUAGCACUACUGAUCUUAAAUGUUCAUUUAUACUUACUUUGGGGGAAAGUUUUUUGUUUGAUUUUUGUAAUUCCCCACAUUUGAACAUUUCAAUUUAAAGGUAUUUAUAAAGCUUCAAAUGUCAAUAAAUAUUUAUUCUGAUACAG
Galeopterus variegatus (Sunda flying lemur) is the source of this 1504-nucleotide messenger RNA. It is a transcript of the gene PALB2, whose product is annotated as partner and localizer of BRCA2. The transcript has 10 exons. Gene Ontology annotation, molecular function: protein binding; DNA binding. Gene Ontology annotation, cellular component: nucleoplasm. Lineage: Eukaryota; Metazoa; Chordata; Mammalia; Dermoptera; Cynocephalidae. Gene Ontology annotation, biological process: double-strand break repair via homologous recombination. The coding region runs from base 1 to 1221 and encodes 406 amino acids. The record is from RefSeq and is a predicted model, not a curated record.